GUUUGAAUAUACACACAAGAAACAGACUGGUGGAGCAGGCCAGUAUGGCAAAGUUAUAGGUGUGCUUGAGCCCCUGGAUCCAGAGGACUACACAAAAGUAGAAUUUGAAGACAGAACCAUUGGCACAAAUAUUCCAAAACAAUUCGUGCCUGCUGUUGAAAAGGGAUUCCGAGAAGCAUGUGAAAAAGGUCUAGUGUCAGGCCACAGGAUCUCUGGAGUGCGGUUUGUCCUAGAAGAUGGUGCACAUCACAUGGUGGACUCCAAUGAAAUCUCUUUCAUCAGAGCAGGAGAAGGAGCCCUGAAGCAAGCUAUGGAAAAUGCCACUGUGCGUGUACUCGAACCUGUUAUGGCAGUGGAGGUGAUGGCACCCACGGAAUUCCAAGGAGCAGUGAUAGCUGGAAUUAAUCGCCGCCAUGGUGUGAUCACAGGACAAGAUGGCACAGAGGGUUACUUUACUGUUUAUGCUGAGGUGCCACUGAAUGAUAUGUUCGGAUAUGCCUCUGAGUUGAGGUCUUGCACAGAGGGAAAGGGUGAAUAUACAAUGGAAUACUGUAAAUACCAACCGUGUUCGCCCAGCACUCAAGAAGAAGUAAUUAACAAAUACCUUGAAGCAACAGGGCGACUUCCUGCAAAGAAGGGCAAAGUAAAAAACUGACUCUUUUCCUCUCAUGUACAUUGGAUGUUUUUUCACAAUCUUCUCCCAAAGCUCCUUUG
Molecule: messenger RNA, 714 nt
Organism: Nestor notabilis (Kea)
Lineage: Eukaryota; Metazoa; Chordata; Aves; Psittaciformes; Psittacidae
Gene: GFM1
Product: G elongation factor, mitochondrial 1
Exons: 5
Biological process (GO): mitochondrial translational elongation
Cellular component (GO): mitochondrion
Molecular function (GO): translation elongation factor activity; GTP binding; GTPase activity
Source: RefSeq, a predicted model, not a curated record